AUGGCCCUUUUCCAUGUUCUUUGUGGCAGCUUCGGCAUGCUGGUGCUGGUGGUCAUCACAGUGCGCAAGCCCAUCUACGUGACAAAGGACUGCCAGAUCAACCUCAAAAACUGGGUGGCUCCCUUAGUAUCAUCAAACUCCGUAGCAGCUUUCAAGGACCCUCACCUAGUCGCCCCAGACGACCUGCUACUGCGUCUGGCCCACCUUGCCCUCGCCUGCACGGCCAUGCCCACCGCGUCGCGCCCCACCAUGGCGCAGGUAGUGGGGCAGCUGCAGGCGAUGGAGCAGCAGGUGGCGGGGCGGGAGGUGGACCGGGCUGCUGUGCGCAUCGACAGGGAGAUAGAGGGCGUUGCUGGCGCUGCUGACUUUGAUGCGGAGCUUGCACGGGCGAUGCACGUGGGUGGCGGCGGUGGUGGUGCCAGCAGCUCGUGA
Closterium sp. NIES-65 is the source of this 432-nucleotide messenger RNA. NCBI's taxonomy places the organism in Eukaryota, Viridiplantae, Streptophyta, Zygnematophyceae, Desmidiales, Closteriaceae. The record is from the annotation of a GenBank genome assembly.